UUAUUAAACAAAAUACGAAGAAUUGACGUCUCUCCUGGGGAAGCUUCAAGUGAUCGAUCUUCCUAUUUCUGACGCAAAUUCGUAUCCUUCACUUCACCGAUCAGAUUGUUUUUGAAAUCCCUUUACAUCAAAUUGGGUAAGAUCUAAGCUUUUUCCCGUUAUGAAUUUCUUCAAAUCCGUCUUCCAGGACGACCCAGAUCCGCCAGGAACCGAAUCGGAAUCUGAUUCACCGAAACACAGCGAAGAGCAUGAACAGCCAGAGCAAUCUAACCCUGAAGACGACGGUGUAUGGAGUUUCGGUGGUCUGAUGAAAACCCUAGCCACCAGAUCCGAAUCCGUGAUUGAGACAUACCGACGAGAUCUCGAAGAAUUUGGUACAGGUUUGAAGAAGGAGAUCGAAGUGGCUCAGGGAUCGCUUGGCACCGUCGGACAUGCGAUUGAUGAACUUGGGAACACAGUGCUAAAAGGUACGGCUGAUAUCAUCGCUCAAGGUAAGGAAGCGAUCUUAGCCGCUGGUAAUGAAUCUGAUUCUUCUGAUAACAAUAGUAGUCAGAGUUUUGGUCGUCGUGAUAGCUUUAGUUCGAAACCGUACAGUCGUUUCGAUGCUCAGAUUCGUGUUGUUCAAGGUGAUCUCAACACUUACUGUGAAGAGCCUGAGGAUUCAGAUGAUUACAAAAAGUGGGAAUCUGGGUUUGCUCUCGAUGAGAAAGCUGAGGAGAUGGAGAAACUGUUGGAGGAUAAUGGAGAUAUGAAGGGAGUGUAUAAAAGGGCUGUUCCGAAUACGGUUGAUCAUGAUACUUUCUGGUUUAGGUAUUUCUAUAAGGUUCACAAGCUCAAGCAGGCUGAGGAUCUUAGGGCUAAUCUUGUGAAACGAGCAAUCUCUCUGGAAGAUGAGGAAGAACUGAGCUGGGAUAUUGAUGAUGAAGAGGAGAGCAGCGAGAAAGAUGUUGAAGCUACCAAGGAAGUUUCAAGAUUGAAACUUGAAGGAAAUGAUGGUAUUAUGGGUAGUGGAGAUGUGAGUGAAACUGUGAAAGAUGAAGUGACAAAUGCAGGUUCAGUGAGCACCCAAGAUGAAGUGACAACAAGUGCAGAUUCAGUGGCUAGGGUGAGCACCCAACAAGAUGGAGUGACUGAAGUGAGCAAUGUUGCUUUGAAGACAGAUAAAGAUUACGAGGAAAAGAAGGAGACUAAUACUGAGGAAGUUCCAGAAGCAAAACCAGUUGUUGCUGCUGCUGCUCCUCCUGCAUCUGAUGAGGCUCCAAUCCAAGAUUCAGUCAAACCAAAAUCUGAUGAGGCUGCUCCAUCCCAAGAACCAACUAAACCAGAUGUGGCUGCUGCUUCAUCAGCAGCUCAACAACCAUCUGAAGAGGAUUUGGGAUGGGACGAAAUCGAGGAUAUGAGUAGCAUUGAUGGUAAGGAAGUGAGUCGGUCUAGUGGUAGUCCAAACCGAGCUGAGCUGCGUAAACGUCUGAGUGCAGCAGAAGAUGAUGAAGAUUUAAGCUGGGAUAUUGAAGAUGAUGACGAAGAAUCAUCAUCAACCAAAGCUUAAAUGUUUAGUUUUUGAAAAUGGUGUGCUUUUUCUUCUCUCCUUUUACUUGUUUUUUUUUUGUAAGUUUCUGGCGGUUUUUGCCUCCAUUCUUCAGUUGUUUCUCUCUUCAACGUUUCUAUAUAAAUUGAUUUUGAAGAUAUCUUUUAUUCA
Molecule: messenger RNA, 1699 nt
Organism: Camelina sativa (false flax)
Lineage: Eukaryota; Viridiplantae; Streptophyta; Magnoliopsida; Brassicales; Brassicaceae
Cellular component (GO): cytoplasm
Source: RefSeq, a predicted model, not a curated record